GGGGCGCAGGGACACAGCUGCGUGGGGAGACCUCGGGACUUUCUGUAGUUUAACAGAAUAUAUUGAAAGAAACACGCGGGACGGAUCCGCAGCCGCGCCCGGAACAGCAUUUACUUUGGAUUUGAUUUAAUUUUGUCUUGUCUCUCUGCAGUUUUCCAACACCGGGGGACUAAUUCUCCGCGCCGCCCACCAAAAUGCUGACUCCAUGCUGAGGGGUCGGAAAAUGAACGCCUCGUCCUGCUGCGCCGCCCCCGUCGCCAUGUAUCAGCAGAGCUCACGCUCUGACCUCAAUGCCAGCUGCGACCUCUUGGCUCCUCGCUGCAACUGGACGGCCGUGGACGGGACCCCGCAGCUGCCCACGUUUUCCACGGCGGCGAAAGUCAGAGUGAUCGUCACCUUCAUCCUGUGUGGCGUGUCCACCCUCUGCAAUGUGGCAGUGCUCUGGGCGGCCAGCGGCCACCGACGCAGGUCUCACGUGCGCGUGCUGAUCGUGAACUUGACCGCAGCCGAUCUCUUGGUCACCCUCAUCGUGAUGCCCGUGGACGCCGCGUGGAACAUCACCGUUCAGUGGCUGGCCGGCGACCUGGCCUGCAGGUUCUUGAUGUUCCUCAAGCUGCAGGCCAUGUACUCCUGCGCUUUUGUCACCGUGGUGAUAAGUCUGGACAGGCAGUCGGCGAUCCUCGACCCCCUGCAGAUCAGCAUGGCUCCGAAGAGGAACAGGGUCAUGCUGACGGUGGCGUGGAUAAUGAGCGCUCUUCUCUCCAUCCCUCAGGUCUUCAUUUUCCACAACGUGACGAUUACCUAUCCAGCAAACUUCACUCAGUGCACCACUAGGGGGAGCUUCGUCACUCACUGGCAGGAAACUGCCUACAACAUGUUCACCUUCUCCUGGCUCUUCCUGCUGCCUCUGGCCAUCAUGAUCACCUGCUACAGCCGGAUCUUCAUCCACAUCUCCAAGCAGAUGACAAAAAAGAAUGUGUCCUCUGAUGAACCGCGUCUCCGCUGCUCAAAGAACAACAUCCCAAAAGCUCGGAUGAGAACUCUGAAGAUGAGCGUCGUCAUCGUGGUCUCCUUCAUCGUCUGCUGGACUCCGUACUACCUGCUGGGACUCUGGUACUGGUUCUUCCCCGACGACCUGGAGGGGAAAGUCUCGCACUCCCUCACCCACAUCCUGUUUAUCUUCGGGCUUUUCAACACCUGCCUCGACCCGAUCAUCUACGGCCUCUUCACCGUGCGCUUCAGCAGGAGGCCGAGGAGCCGCAGGGCCACCGUGAUCUCCAGGCUGGACGCCAAGCCGGCGACGGCGGAGUCCGUGAAAUGCACUCUGCCUGGAGGAUCCGCGAAGGGUGGAAGGGACGGCAGCUGUGAACCAAAUGAGCAAAAAUCCACCGACAGCAGGCUCUGAAUGCGUGCAUCCACUGACGAUGGGGGGGCACAGAAAGCAAUAUAUGAAGAGAAACAAAAGCAAGAAAUGUAACUUUUAUUUGUCAUUGUUACUGGACU
Messenger RNA from Xiphophorus hellerii (green swordtail), 1503 nucleotides. RefSeq names its product putative gonadotropin-releasing hormone II receptor. Gene Ontology annotation, biological process: cellular response to hormone stimulus; G protein-coupled receptor signaling pathway. The record is from RefSeq and is a predicted model, not a curated record. Gene Ontology annotation, cellular component: plasma membrane. The transcript has 4 exons. Gene Ontology annotation, molecular function: G protein-coupled receptor activity; protein-hormone receptor activity; peptide binding. NCBI's taxonomy places the organism in Eukaryota, Metazoa, Chordata, Actinopteri, Cyprinodontiformes, Poeciliidae. Bases 206 to 1405 code for a protein of 399 amino acids.